Triticum dicoccoides is the source of this 2153-nucleotide messenger RNA. RefSeq lists its product as uncharacterized. The coding region runs from base 145 to 1926 and encodes 593 amino acids. The record is from RefSeq and is a predicted model, not a curated record. Lineage: Eukaryota; Viridiplantae; Streptophyta; Magnoliopsida; Poales; Poaceae. The transcript has 14 exons.
GCCGCCUUACGGUAGCUUAGCAUCACCGCAACCGUCUUCUCCGCAUCUCGUCGCCGCCAUCGCUGUUCCCCUCUGCCUCGUCGUGUGCCUGCUGUCUCCACCACCGUCCGCAACAUUGGGCACUGUUCUCCUAGUGUUGGGAAUAUGCUGCAAAUUAAGAGGGGUACCGAUGAUGGUCUCAUAGAAAAUCUCAGAGAAAGCUCAAAAAAGAAUAGAACUUGCAUUGGUAGAGAAGAGAUUCUUGAUUUGUCGAUUUCAGGUGACUUACAUCGGGAUAGCACUUUGGAAGAACAAAUUGAAAGCGAUUCUGGUCAAAGCAUCUGGAGUGAGCUCAGUGAACAAGUUACUUCAGAAUUUUCUACAAAUGUUGUCUGCCUUGCUUUGUGUGCUGGACAUGAUGUGUUAUUUGCGUGCUCAGGCAUAGCCGUGCACUGCCAGGUUCAUUUUGCAAGGUUUCUGACUUCAGCAAGUUUGGUCAGAGCUUUCAAUGAUCUUAAAAGAGAAGGCCAUGAUGGCUUGAAGAUCCAAGUGCAGCGCAAAGGCUAUGUUGCCAGAGGGUCAUUGGGGGACUAUAAUUUCGAUCAGGGAAUUGCUCUUGUCAGCAUAAAGCUUUUCACCCUUGGUGUUAAUCCAGUGAAACUCUAUCAUCAGCUGGGAUUUCUUCCUUGUAGUAAGGUAGUAUCUGUAGCAUGUGCAACCACUGGCAAAUUAAUGGUCACAAGUGGAAUACUGACCGAUGAUACAAGUGGAUCUGAAAAUGGCAAAGAGCUUAUGUUCUCAACUUGUAAAAUCUCCAAGGAUUGGGAAGGCGGAGCACUUUUUGAUUAUGAUGGAAACUUUGUUGGCAUGAACCUUUCUUCGGUUGAGGAAAGAACAUCUUUUUUGCCAACUAGUAUAAUUAUCAAACAUUUGGAACAAUUUGUGCCAAACAUGGAAGUUAAGGUAGUCAGGCCUGUAACACUACGGAGAUAUGAGGAAAUACAACCCAGGCCCUAUAUGCACUAUCCAAGAGACAUAUAUGGGGAUCUAGACUCCUUGGGCUAUCCAAAGCAAUCAACAACUACUAUCAGUGAGGGCUUGAUUUUGGUUAAUACUUUCGAAGAGACUUUUGGUGAAGUAUAUGAUUCUGGUAAAGGUGUCUGGAGCCGACUCAGGAAAACAAUUUCUAAUCAUUUCCAUCAAGUUGUUGUCUCACUUGCUUCAUUCAUCGGAGAAACAAGGAUUUUUGCAUGCACAGGCUUAUUUAUUGAUUGGAAUGGAUGCACCACCAUUUUGACUUCAGCAAGUUUGAUUCGGGAUCCUAACGAUGGAAACAAGAUUGCUGAAAACUUGAAGAUUGAAGUCAAUAUUCCAAACGAAGGAUGCAAAAAAGGGAUAUUACAACAUUGUAAUUUACAUUACAAUGUUGCUCUUGUUGAUGUCGAGAAGUUCCGUCCUCUUUGUUCAUCUAAGAUUCUUGAAGAAAAGUGGGACCCUAGAAUUCUUGAAGAUCCGAAUGUAGUAGCUGUUGGGCGCUGCUUCAAAUCAGGCAUGUUAAUGGCUACACAUGGAAAACGGACUGACUGGUCAGGCAUGCUUGAUUGCAGAGAUCUUCGGUACUCCAGUUGUACAAUCACUAAGGCCGGGAUUGGAGGGCCCCUGUUUGACUUUAGGGGGAGAUUUGUUGGCAUGAACUUCUAUGAUAAGAAAAUAGGGACCCCCUUCGUGUUUAAGGAUCAUAUUUGUCGACUGCUGGCACAGUUUGAGGGAAAAAGCACCGUUGAUGAAGUUGGCAGUGUUGAUAAACCAAUUAGGUGGCCUGUGCCCAAGCCGUGUUGGCGCCACCCGGAUGAUGAGCUCGAUGAUUUGCGCCCACCUGGGCAUGGGGAAAAAUCUGAUAGAUUCGGAUUUACAUAUGUGCGUGGAGUCAGAGUUGACUACCAUUAGAUGACUCUUUCUAUGCUCCGUUGGAUUACCUUUAGACGACUUUUUCUCUGCUCCGUUGGAUUAUCGUUCUCCAUAUUGUCGAUCUGGUGAACCUGUUGGCUGUCUUGUAUUCUAAUGUUUGAACCAACAUUUUGGUGUUCAUCUGCUGUCAUAGUUGAAAUUGUACUACUUGUGCACUGAUUCCAUAUGAUGGUACUUUAUCGUGUUACUUAAACUGUAAUGUGUAA